AUGCCCAGUGAUGAAUCUCUCCUCCGAUCGAUCAGCACGACAGAAACGGAAGGCUCGUCGGUGACAGGACGUUCGAUAAAGAAAAGUAGCCAUCCUAAGAACGAUCUUGAUCAGAGUGUCUGGAAGAUCGCCUCGAUUUUCCUUUUCUGCGCACUUGGCUGGGCUCUGUCAAUCAUCGUGUUGGUGCUGUUGCAUAAAGACCCUUGCCCAAAUACACCUAUAAGUCCAAAAAAUGAAGAAGAUGUUACGAAUGAGCCAAAGAUUUUUGUGAUAACUCCAACGUACGCAAGGCCUGAACGAAUGGCAGAUCUAACAAUGUAAGUCAGGGUACUUUUUCUCUGAGGACUUCUACAUAUUAUAAAAUGGACACAGGCUUUCUAAGGCCUAUAAAGCGUGAGCUACAAUGUCCAUUUUUCAAACACCAGCCAAAAAAUAUUACACAAUUUUCACGUUAAGGUUAGCCCAAGUCCUAAUGCACGUAAAAAACCUCCAUUGGCUUGUGGUUGAGGAUGGUGGGCGAAUUGCUGAGCCCGUCGCGAGACUUCUUCAACGUUCCAACAUCGAGCACACCUAUUUCUCAGCUGUUACUCCCGAUUACUUACCAAGUAACCUAUCAUUUUGAUUUCUUUGGACUUCUCAGCGUUUCAGUUUAUCAAUUCCCUUUCAGAGCGAGGCUGGGCCCAACGAAACGCCGCCUUAUUCCAUCUACGAGACCAGUAUAUAAACUACAAGGAUCAGGCGUUAGUCUACUUCGCCGAUGAUGACAAUUCCUACGAUCACCGGGUAUUUCACGAGUACAUUCGGAAGGUCAAGAGGCUUGGAGUUUGGGCGGUCGGUAAGUACAGAAACUCCUUCAAAAGCGCUUUAUAACUCAUGCUAACAACCUCAUUUUUGUUCUACUUCCAGGUCUUGCCGGAACAUCCCGUGUUGAAGCUCCCAGAGUCGAAAAUAACACAGUCGUUGGCUGGGACGUCUAUUAUCGACCGCACCGCAAAUACGCAGUGGAUAUGGCUGGAUUUGCUGUCUCUCUUCGGCUGGUUCUGCGAAGUUUGUAAGCCCAAACAUACGAGCAUAAGAUUUAACAACGGGUUUUAUGCAAAUCAAAACUUUUUCAGAGCCCUGUUCGGCAAAGAAUGUGUUGGCCACGACCCUGAAGACUGCUUCCUUCGGCAACUCUCUGUACCAAUGAAUGAGUUGGAGCCGUUUGGCUGCGAUAACGAUCCCAAAGACAUUUUGGUCUGGCAUACAAAAACAGUCGUUAGCAAAAUGCGAGGAGAGACUUAUGGAUAUGUGUUUGAGGAGAAGAACGUGUGA
Messenger RNA from Bursaphelenchus xylophilus (pine wood nematode), 1314 nucleotides. NCBI's taxonomy places the organism in Eukaryota, Metazoa, Nematoda, Chromadorea, Rhabditida, Aphelenchoididae. The record is from the annotation of a GenBank genome assembly.